Molecule: messenger RNA, 1575 nt
Organism: Ctenopharyngodon idella (grass carp)
Lineage: Eukaryota; Metazoa; Chordata; Actinopteri; Cypriniformes; Xenocyprididae
Exons: 2
Coding region: 146-865 (239 amino acids)
Molecular function (GO): metal ion binding
Source: RefSeq, a predicted model, not a curated record
ACUACAAUCUGUUCAGGGACCAAGAAGAAACACUGACUUCCGGAUAAAUAAACGAUUGACAAGUGAAUUUUCAAGAACGAUUCGUAUUGACAAGACUUUGAACGGUUUUGGAUCACAGUUGUCAUUAACCUAUAUUUGAGUGAAUAUGAAUUCGCUUGUGGGAUACGGGGUUUCAUCCGAGUCAGAGGAUGAAGAGAAUGGAGAAGACAAUCAGAAGGAGUCCUUCAAAAAGACGGAUUGUGCUGUAGAGGAGGCAAAAAGCCGUAAUUUCCUGUUGGAGUCUGCAUCACCUUCCAGUGAGUCUGAAUCUGGUCCAGAGAAUGAAGAUCAAGAGGAGGCGCCUACUGCCAACCGCUCCUUUUCCAAGUCCUUGCUGACCCCAUCAGUGCGUCCUCACACUCACAAGCUCCCGCCUCCACCUCUGGGAGGCUCCAGCUCGGGUGGAGCGCUUACAGGCAGCAGUGUGUUUGCUAACCCCUUCAAGGAAAUGGCUGAGGAAAGACUGAAUGUCCUGCAGAAACAUGUACCUCUUACUUUACAAGCUCGCCCCACCCAGAUCGGCGGUAAGCGCAUUUGUGUGGCCUACAGGAAGGAUGGUCGCUGCCGCUUUGGAAGCCGCUGCAAGUUCGCACAUGACAGCGAUCUGCAGAGUAACUGUGUGGUCACCUCUGAUAAUGGACCAAAGGAUGAUGCCAAUAAUGCAGGUUCACACAGUCAUGAUCCGCUGGCUUCUUGUGUGGAAGACACAGAGACAGACGGAGAGAAAGACAAUGAACAGCGAAAGAAAAGAAGAGUGGGGGUGAAUGAUUCUCUCAUUCCACCAAAACGUGCACUCAAGCAGUAUGCCAGACUCUCACACCCCUAAAGACAUUAUAACGCUCAUAAAGUGGGCAACAACUCAUUUUUAUGUGAAAAACACUCACAAUGCUGUGCGUGUUAUAUUUAUUGAAUUAAUAUGCUACUAAUUACAUUAUCAGUCUGUAAAAUGUGUAACAGACUUUUUCCAGAGGAGACAAAUGGCGAUGUGGUCAAUACAAAAAGAGACACUCUGCAAAACAUAUGUAAGUAAUAGAUGUCAUAGUUAAAAUGGCAUUUAUUUGGGUCUGUAGUUUCCAAAAAAACCUUUUUAUCUUACAUUAGUUGAACUCUUAAGGUUUUGAAACAAUAAAUCUAAAUACUCAUACAUGUUGGUUGCCUUUAAAAAAAUAUACUGUAGUGCACUGUAUAUGGUCAAUGUAUGUUCAAAGAUGAGUUUCCCUUUUUCACUUGAGCUAUUAUGGUUUAUUUCUACUAGGGAUGCACAAUAUAUUGGUGUAGUAUCUGUUACCGGUCAUAGUUUUUUUCCCCUAUAAAAUUGGCAUGUUGAAAUAAGGUAUACACUUACUGUGCAUUCAAAAGUUUGGAGUCAGUAAGUUUUUUUUGUUUUGUUUUAUUCAGUAAGGAUGCUUUAAAUUGAUCAACAGUGAAAAUAAAGACAUUUAUAAAUAAUGUUACAGUUUAAAUAUUUAAAAAAAUAUAUUUUAAAUAUUUUUUUGAAAGUUUAUAUUUCAAAUAAAUGCUGUUCUUUUAAACUUA